AUGGCCGGAGACUUCAAUGCUAUACGAAACAACAGUGAGAGAAGUGGAGUUUCUUUUAGACAAAUUGAGAUUGCAGUUUUCAAUAUGUUCAUAGAAGAGUGUACCAUUAGCAGGGAGGAAAUUCACUUGGAAAGUUGCACUGAGAUUAUAAAGAAGACUUUACAGCUUGAUCAGACAGAUGAUGAAGAGUUAAGUGUAAAACUAAGAAGAGUGAAAGGAGCAUUACAAAAAUGGAACAAGGAAUGUUAUUGGAACGUUGAUAUUGAAGCAAAAAAAAUAGAGCAGAGGAUAAAUGAGCUAGACAGAAAAGCUGAAUUAAAUGGACUAGAUGAUCGAGAAAGGGAAGAGGUAGCAAGCUGCACAAGGAAGUUAUGGGAUUUAUUGAGAGAAAAGGAGGAUAUAUGGCGUCAAAAAUCAAGAUUGAAAUGGCUGAAACUCGGAGAUGAAAAUUCUGCUUUUUUUCAUAGAGCAGUUAAGAUUCGGAGUAAAAAAAUGAUUUUAGGGGUUAAUUUGGGGGAGGACAACGAGGUUGAUCCAUCAAGGCUGAGAGCAAAAGUAUUCAAUUUUUUCAGCAACCAUUUUAGAUGCAAGAAGGAAGAGUGUCAUACGGAGCUUAAUCUUCCUUUCAAGCAAGUAUCAUCGGUGGAUGUUGAAGUGAUGGAAUCACCAUUUUCUAUAAACAUAUUAAAUACUUUUUUAUAA
Molecule: messenger RNA, 702 nt
Organism: Hibiscus syriacus
Lineage: Eukaryota; Viridiplantae; Streptophyta; Magnoliopsida; Malvales; Malvaceae
Exons: 2
Coding region: 1-702 (233 amino acids)
Source: RefSeq, a predicted model, not a curated record